UCCGUUGCCCACUAGUUAUUUAUUACUCACAGCGAUUCGAUCUAAUCGUUCUUUAAGGAAGUCGUGACUAACAAGUUUAUACACAAAUUUAUGAUUCAGAUUUUUCGAGAGCGAGUUGAAUAGAUAAUAAAAAAGAAAGAUCCGAAAUUCGUGCAAUCCGGUUUUCUACACGAAUUAAGAUAAGGAAGCAUGAUCUCUUUCUAUCAUCCAGAUGAAAAUUAAUGAUUAUCAUAAAUAUGCACACAAACAACGUGAUUGCCGCAAUUUGAAAUAAUACUAUCGAGCAGGUGAAAAUUUUUGACCAGCAUAAAUACAACCAGUGGGACUUAAUGGAACGAUGACGUCAAGCUGCGUGGGUUUCGAACACAUAGCAGUAAUGGUGCCGGUGUCCUCGACGGUUAUUCCGUUGCCAGUUUAUAGGGUGGAAUACGGUUUUGGGUUUGUGUCAAAGGACAAAAAAGCUCAAUCUGCAUUUAAACCGGCCGGCUCGAUAAAGUUGAUUACAGCAAAAAAAACACAAGAAACAAAACCCGAGUAACGAAGAAUGCCUUUUCCUGGACACCACGUAUUGCGAAAGA
This is a messenger RNA of Athalia rosae (coleseed sawfly), 578 nucleotides long. RefSeq lists its product as uncharacterized. The record is from RefSeq and is a predicted model, not a curated record. The transcript has 3 exons. Bases 338 to 538 code for a protein of 66 amino acids. NCBI's taxonomy places the organism in Eukaryota, Metazoa, Arthropoda, Insecta, Hymenoptera, Athaliidae.